Molecule: messenger RNA, 1332 nt
Organism: Paramecium pentaurelia
Lineage: Eukaryota; Ciliophora; Oligohymenophorea; Peniculida; Parameciidae
Source: the annotation of a GenBank genome assembly
AUGGAUUAAUAAAAAAUUAUAGAUGAAUCAAUUAUUUUAGAUGUUCAAUCACCAAAAUUAAAUAAAUUAUACAUGGUGUGUUCAAUUAAUAGUAAGGAACCAUUUACAGAUCCUGAAACUAUUUAAAUAGAUUUUAUAAGUAAAUAUUUAUUCAUCUAUUAUUGAAAGCACAAAAAUCAGGCACAUUAAUGGCCUUAAAGAUUCCAAAAAUGUUUGCUUAUAUUGGACUUACAGGCACUAAAGCUGUUUAGAAUAAAUAGCAUGAAGAAUUACCAAAUCAAUAUUUAGUGUGUUUCAGAUUAUUAGAUGUAGAUAACAUUAUUGGUGGUUAUGCAGAUGGCAGAAUAAUUUAAAAAUAAAUAUCUACAUAGAAAAUAAUAAAAGAAUUCAAUCGGCAGAAUUAAGAAAUUAUAAUCAAGAAGAGGCCUUUAAAGAUUCAUAUUUUUUAGAAAUAUUUUGUUAUUCUCUUUUUAGAGGGGGUUGUUUGUAUUUAUCAUCAAGAUAAUUUAAUGUUUAAAUUUUAGAAUGAAUAUGAAAAAGUCAUGCAAAUGUCUUUUUAAUAUCAUAAAUCAAUAGGUAAUUAUAAUAUUCCUAUAUAAGUAAGUUAGAAGACAUUAAAACAAUUUGAAAUAACACCUAAUUUUCAUUAUCACUUUUUAAAUUAUGGAGAAUUUUCCAAUUUUUAGUUUUGUUAACAAAAGAUGAAUCCUUUAUUUUUAUUUAGAUUUGAAUCAAUGUCAAUUAAUGAUAUUGAGAUAUUACCUUUUAGUCCUUUGGAACAUUUGAACAAGCCUGAAUAAAGAAUGGAGAAAGGCUUGUGUUUAGCUAUGAGUGGAUUAGAUGGAUAUUUUAGAUUAUUAGAUGCUAUGAUUAAUAAACCAUUAUUUUCAUUUAAAACUGAAUAUUGUGGAAUUUGUUCAUUUUCAUUUAAUCCUAAUUUCAGCAGUGUAAGUAGAGCUAGUUAAAUAGGUUUGUUUAGGAGGCUAGGAUGAUUCUGCUUAUGUGAUAAAUUUUAAUUCUAAAAUUUCAUGGAUACGUUUAGUGGGACAUAAUUCAUUUAUUUCUAGAGGAGUAUUUAGUUCAAUAAGUGCAACAGAGUUUAGAAUAAUAUGUAGUUGUUAUGAUGGUACAAUAUCAAUAACAGAUGUUGAUUUAAAUUAAUUAAAUCCUGAAAAUAGUUUAUUUAUUAAAGCAUAAGAGAAAGAGAAAGUGUUAUAAGUUAAGAAUAUUCAAAGUGUAUCAUAAGAUGGAGUAGCAAAUUUAGCAGAAUUUUAGAAUUAUGUUGUUUGCAUGAAUUUUGAUGGAAUAAUUAAAAUUUUUCUAUUGUUAUGA